Messenger RNA from Schizophyllum commune H4-8, 711 nucleotides. RefSeq lists its product as uncharacterized. The coding region runs from base 1 to 711 and encodes 236 amino acids. The transcript has 3 exons. NCBI's taxonomy places the organism in Eukaryota, Fungi, Basidiomycota, Agaricomycetes, Agaricales, Schizophyllaceae. The record is from RefSeq and is a predicted model, not a curated record.
AUGACGCUCCUGCGCGAUGUAUCUCGCACGGUGCCGUCGUGCGAUGUGCAGAGUCUGGCAAGCCACAUAGCAGCAGGCGCGCACUUCCCCGACGUCUUCCGCGCUAUCCGCGCCCAGCAUCGCCGCUUCGCGCUUGACGACAGCGCCCCCGGGAGGCCGCGUUACGGACGCCGGAUCAACAGCUACGACGAGCUGGCCACCGAGAUCGACCGCAUCGAGAGCGCGGCGCGUGUCGCGCGCCAGAUUCGAAAGGGGCAGUUCCAUUGCCACAACGAGAUGGGACCUCACAACCGUGAAGUGCGCGCAUGCCCUUGCGCCAAAGACUUCUACUGCUCCGGAAGCUGCCAGCGCAUGAACCGACACUUGCACCGCGGGAGCUGCGACCCCGAAAACAUAUGGGGCAUGGACGGCCGUUUGAGCGUGAAAGACGCCAUGCACAUCUACGGCAUCGCCUCUCUCUUUAUGCAAGACCAUCGAGAUGCCAUCUCGAGCGCUCUGAGGACUCUUGAUAAGCAAAUGGGACGCGUCGGCCUUGCGACGCUGACGCUGAACCUUGCGUAUGAUGGCAGUCGGGCGUAUGAGUUCGAAAUACGGCAUGUCAGCCCGUUGUUACUCUCCGGCCGGGUCGUUCAAAUGUGGGUCAAGAUGCACCUGGGUGGAAGGAUACAGAUUUGGGACCUACCGUGGUCUAUGGCUUUACCGCCUAUCUAG